UAACACUGACGUCGGUAGCGAUGUUUAUAACCAAAUAAACAAAUACAGUGGUUUACAGAUAGCAGGAGACCGAAUCAGUCUGAAAGAUGACUAAUCGGCCUUAAAAACAACCACUCAUACUACCGUUUUCUAUUUUUGUCCUGAUGAAUAGCCUUUAUCUGAUCUCUACAGUGAUUCACUAGAGCUAAUAAAGUCUGAGGAAGUAAAUUGAGGAAACGCUAAUGAGGAAAUUCUUCAACAAAGACAUUCUGAGAAUAAUUUUUAAAUUCUCCAUCAAGGUAAACUGGACGUGAAGGAUUCCGUGACUAAAAAUGUAUUAAUAUUUAAUAAGGUAAUCGCUGAGGCAGUUUGUGAUUGGUUGUCUGUUGCUAAACAACUCGGUGAUGCAUUUUAUCAACGAAGUCGUUUACUGUACACCUUUAGCAUCUUAAUUCGGUGAUAAAUUAGUCUAUGACCAAAGAUUAAAAUUGGCGCGGUUUUAACCCGGGAUUUAAAAAGACGUUAUCACAGGGUUAUAAAAACUCUUCUUUAAAUAGUUUAACGCAAAAAUAAAGUGAUACCUGCAUCACCUGAGCGUUGGGUACACAGUGUACGUCAUGCGUGAGGGGCGGGGCUUGUGAGAACUCCCAAACAGUUACACACUGGAGCCAGAGCGACGCACGGCAAACAUCAAGCGGGCUCGAACGAACGAAGCGUAACUUUUCGUCCCGGUUGAACCUGGACUUUAACUGAGAGAAUGUCUUUGGGUGACCAGCAGUGGUAUCCCACUAGCGUUCAGGUAACGGUGCUCAAAGCGCGAAACCUGCGGAUCAAGGGCAAAAAUGGCACGAACGACGCUUAUGCCAUCAUGCAGGUGGGCAAGGACAAGUUUUCCACCUCGGUAGCGGAGAAAUGCGUCUCGCCCGAAUGGAAGGAGGAAGCGACGUUCGAUCUGCCGCUGAUCCAUCAGGGGAACGCGGAGCGAUGCACACUGUACAUCAUCGCCAUGCACCGAGCCCUGGUGGGGCUGGACAAGUUUUUGGGACAGGCUGUCAUCAACUUACUGGACCUCCACGCCAACAGAUCACGGAAAAAGACCGACUGGUACAAGUUGGUGGAUAAGAAUGGGAAACAGGAGAAGGACAGAGGGGAAGUUCUUUUGGACAUUCAGUUCAUGCGGAAUAACCUGACAGCCAGCAUGUUUGACCUCUCCAUGACAGACAAGCCACGCUCCGGCAUCGGCAAGCUCAAGGAUAAAAUUCGCGGUAAGAAGAAAGACGGCAUGUCGGAUUCUGUCUCUGCGAUCGUGCCAUCUUCAGUGGUAACAGACAGUGAAGAGGAAGGAGAGGGCGGUUCAGACAAUCCUAAGAAGAAAUCAAAACUCAAAUCCUUGUUUGGACCAAAGACAAACCUCCAAAGGAAUGUGUCCCAGUCCAUGUCAACCCUGGGCACCCUGCCUGAGAAGAACAGUUCACUCAGCAGCAGCAGAUCAUCUGGCCUUAAUGUGGACUCACCUGAUGUGAAAAAGAAGUUUAAAAUUCUGGGACACAAGCGCACUGAGAGCUCAGAUAGCAAAGUGUCUCUUGGCCCCUUUUCUCUUUUGAGCCGCUCUAAACAAAACAUCCAGGAGCAGAACAACCUCUGUAUCAACGGCAGCCACGUUUAUGCAGAGGACCAAGAACCUAAAGCGAAUUUUGGCUCCACACUCAGUCUGAACAGCUCAGGAAAGGGUUCGGUAGAAGAUGUUCGUAAAUACCACAAGCGAAAUACCUCUGACAUCUCCGUCGACUCACUCAAAGGCCUGAGUAUCCCCUCAUACAAGCCUGAAGUGCAAGACAAAGCUUCUCUUGUCCCACAGCGCCCUCUAGAGGAAAGGAGUCAUGUAGAAGUGGAGGAUAGAGGUAGGAAAUCUGAAGGAAGAAGCCUGCAAGAGAUGCUGGACCGACAGGAAGAGCAAGAGCAGAGGAAGCAGCAAGAACGAGAGAGAAAACUGGAGGAAGAGAGGAAAAGCAGACUUGAAGAGCAGGAGAGGAAACGCAAGGAAGAGGAAGAGCUGCAGAGGAAGCGGCGUGAGGAGGAGACGCAGCGAGCCGAGGAGCAGCGACACCAGGAGGAGAGCAGAGUAACCGAACGGCUCUCUUCUCUCUUUGGCAUUGGAAAGAAGAAGGAGGAGAAGAGAGAGGAAGCUAUGAAUGAACCUAAACGUCUGAAUGUGCCAUCUUCCACAAACCCAUUUGAAGACAUUCCUCUCACCCCGGAGACUCCAUCCUCUGUUCCAGAAGAGAGAUCCACGGACCUACAGAGGGGCGUCAGGACCACACUCACCCCGACGCCUCCCACUAGUGCUUUCCCCAGUCGCACAGCGAAAGUGUCUGCAGUCAAGCCAAGAUUGACUCUGAGUGUACUGCCUGAAACAGAUAAUAGCCAUUCCCAAUCCCCCUCAGACUCUGUAGACACCCAGAGCACUAUCCACGCUCCUCCACUUUCCCCAUCCCUUUCUACUGAUCCGUUUGAGUCUUUUGGUAUGUUUUCUGAUCUUCAUUCUUCUCUGGCACCUGCUAAACCUCCGAGAACUUUCAGUGAGUUAAGUGAAUCCAGCAUGGAAGACCUCUCAGCUCCCAAAUCUGACACAAAGCGAAAGGCUCCUCUACCCCCGGGAUAUCCUGGGGGCUUGUCUAAGACCGAAAGACAUUCUGAUAAUGGGGGACAAGCCCAUACUCAGAACUCCAAAGAUAGACCUUCUCUUCCUCUCCCAGACUAUGAAUCCCUCUAUCCUAAGAAGAGGCAUGGAGUAGUGGGUCAGACACGCUGGGAUCAUCUUAUCGCAGAGGUAAACCAGAGAAACUGGGAUUUCUCGGAAGAAGUUAAUGUAGAUGGACCUGAGAGGUCGAUGACGGUCUUAAAGGACAGAACCUCUGUGAACCUUAACCAGCACCAAAGAAAUUACGAGGCACCUCCCCCUGCCCCUGUGAGGCAUAAAGAAGCACUCAUUCCACGCAAAGGUCAAGCUCCUGCACCACCAGAACCAUCGGUUGAGACUAAUGUCCAACAUGGGCAUAUCAAAGAGUCUUUAUAUGCCACUGUCAACAAGCCUAGUAACUCUGCUCCCAAGAACUUGGAAAACAGUCCACCUCCCGCUGUCCAUAGUCGACGUGUACCUCAGGAGAUGGAAGGGAAGACUGAUGCCAUUACGGAAAUAGAAAAGCCUACGCCAGCUGCAAGAUCCGUACAAAAUCUACAUUCAAAGACUGAUGAUGUGGCUAAAGAGAUGCCUUCAGUCAAACCCAGACAACAGUCAUUAGUCAAGGACCCAGUCAGACAAGUUCAACCAGACAAGCAGGUAACCAAUCAACCCAUGACAUCAGAAAACAACAAAACUGAGAAACAACACAAGGGCCAAAAGGGAAGCAUUUCCACAGAUGGGUUUGUUGAAGUAGACCUCAGAACUGCUGGAAAACUUGACCCAUUCCCAAGCGAUAACCUAAUAUCUAACGAUCCCUGGGCUUUACCACAGCAGAAUGAAGAUGACCUGUUCACUAGGGGCUCAAAACAAAUGGGAAAUCAUAAAGAUCAGACAUCAACUGUUAAUAAGAAAGAUAAGUCUGCAAACAAAGGAACAAAUGAUCCAUUCACAAAUCUUUCAGAGAAAAGCGCGUCACCGAAAUCAGAGCAUGGAAAACAAUCGCCCAGCUUCACUGAACAAGCCAGAGCCACAUUUCAAAGAAAUUUUUCACUUAGAAAGAAAAAUUCAUCUUGCCAAUAUCCAACUACUCCAAAAUCUGAUACAGAGAAUACAAGCCUGGCUAGAUCAGUUUCUCAGUCUUCACAAGAUGCUGACGAUGUUGAGCUGACUGUAACCAGUGUUGCUCCACCAAGCAGAUCUGAUCCCACAAUGGUAACAUCUGAAUCCCUCAUUGGGGGCAAGACUACUCUUCGUGCUUGGGUCUCGCCAUCAGAGGCCCAGCCGGUUGCUUUGCAGAAUGGUAGUGGAAGUGCAGUUUCUAAUUCAAGAAGGCCUCACCCAGUGAAACCCAUGAGCACCGAGAGCCAGUCUUCCAGUGUUAUCGCUGUGGGAAAAGACCCGAAGACUAUCACCAUCAAGGAAAUGGCUGAGAAGUCAAAGAAUACAGAUAGCGGUCCGUACACUCAGCUCACACAGGAGGAACUCAUCACACUGGUGGUAAAGCAACAGACCGAACUCUCCAAGAAAGACGCCAGGAUCACGGAGUUGGAGGACUACAUCGAUAACCUACUAGUUCGAGUCAUGGAGGAGAAACCAGCCAUCCUGCUUUCACUUAAUUCCAAGUGUUAGGGUUUGAUCCUAACAUUCGCUUCAACCGAGCCCAGAUCACAACAAUGAGACACUUUAAUAUUGUGGGAUUUGUUUGAUACAGCCAAGAAGGAUUUUGAAUGCAAUAUCACAUCUCAUAAUCAGUUUAAUUGCUUGAGUAUUUGACGCAUGUAGAGUUGCAGGCAUAUGCGCAUUCUGAUUUCACCACCAGAAUCGUACAAAUAACUUAUUUUUACAGCGUGGAUAUGUCAGAAGUCUGCAGCCUGUCAGAUCGCCCGUUAAUAACUGGAUGCUGGGCUGUUGUUUUUGUUUUGUUGGUUUUUCCCUCAUUAAAUCAUGGUACAAGCUUCUUUUGAAAAGCUUCCCAACAACAAACACAUCCUAUUUAUUGAUCUUCUCAGUUUUCUGCAUCUUUCCAUUUAAGAGAGGGCUUCCUAAUGCAUUAUUUAUUGCAGUCUUAAGCUUGUAUUUGAAGACUUUCCUUAUUCCUGAAGUGAUUUGUUUAGAUCUCGACUGCUGCCUU
Messenger RNA from Labeo rohita (rohu), 4793 nucleotides. It is a transcript of the gene rab11fip1a, whose product is annotated as RAB11 family interacting protein 1 (class I) a. Gene Ontology annotation, biological process: regulated exocytosis. Gene Ontology annotation, cellular component: intracellular membrane-bounded organelle. The record is from RefSeq and is a predicted model, not a curated record. NCBI's taxonomy places the organism in Eukaryota, Metazoa, Chordata, Actinopteri, Cypriniformes, Cyprinidae. The coding region runs from base 737 to 4291 and encodes 1184 amino acids. Gene Ontology annotation, molecular function: small GTPase binding. The transcript has 6 exons.